AUGGCGUUGGCGCUGCUGCGGGAUUGGUGCAGAUGGAUGGGCGUGAACGCUCAGCGCUGUCUGCUCGUCCUGGGCAUCCCGGAGGACUGUGCGGAGGAGGAACUCCGGGAGGCCGUGCAGGCCGCCCUGGGGUCCCUGGGCAGAUACCGAAUGCUCGGCGACGUCUUCAGAAAGGAGCUCCGGGCCAGGUGCGCCUUGAUCGAAUUCACUGAAUAUUUAAACCGAAGCUUGAUCCCCCGAAAAAUCGCAGGCAAGGGGGGGCCCUGGACUGUCAUCUUCCUGCCCCAGGCCCCUCAUGCAGAAAUGCCGUAUAGACCCAAUCUCCCUGAACUGCCCCAGGGGCGAGAAGUGGCCCGCAGGGCAGGUGAGGCAGGAGCUGCAGGUGAAGCAGGAGCUGCAGGUAAAGCAGGAGCUGCAAAUGAGGCAGGAGGUGCAGGUGAUGCAGGAGCUGUAGGUGAGGCAGGAGCUGCAAGUCAGGCACAAACUGCAGGUGAAGCAGAAGCUGCAGGUAAAGCAGGAGCUGCAAGUGAGGCAGGAGGUGCAGGUGAUGCAGGAGCUGCAGGUGAGGCAGGAGCUGCAGGUGACUCAGGAGCUGCAGGUGAGGCAGGAGCUGCAGGUGAGGCAGGAGCUAUAGAUGUGGAAGGAGCUGCAGGUGAGGGAGGAGCUGCAGGUGAGGCCACAGCGGCAGGGGAGACCAGGUCCUGGGCCGAGCGCUGGAGGCAGGCCCUGUACCCUCUGCUGGAAAGCACGACCCACCAGGAGCUGAGACGCUUCUCCGGGAGGGCAGAGCCGGGCCUCGGGGAGGAGGCCUUCGAGGGCUGGCUGGAGCACGCCAGCGACGUGCUGUCCCGGUGGCGCCAGGUGUCGGAAACGGAGAGGCGGCGGCUGCUGGAGAGCUUGAGCGGGCCCGCGCUCGACCUGCUGCGCGGCCUCCUGGCGGAAAAGCCCACCCUCCCGGCGCAGGACUGCCUGGCGGCGCUGGCGCAGGUGUUCAGCUACCAGGACACGCGCAUGACGGCGCGGCUGAAGCUCCUCACCUGUGCGCAGCGGCCCCAGGAGAGCCUGUUUGCCUACGUGAUGCGCCUGGAGGGCCUGCUGCAGGCGGCCAUGGAGAAGGGGGCCGUGCACCCCACCAUCGCCGACCAGGUGCGCGCCCGGCAGGUGCUGCUGCGCGCUCGGCCCAACGCCACGCUCCGGAGCCAGCUGCAGCGGCUGCGUCUGGAGAGGAGGCCCCCCGGCUUCGUGGAGCUGCUGCGGCUCGUGCGGGAGACCGAGGCCUGGGAAGCCGCCCUGGCCAGGGGCGAGCAGGGCCAUGCGGAGCAAUGGCUCUGGGUCUCCGGGGAAGACCUGGGCACCGCCCAAGCCGCGCCUGCCAGUGGAGACGCCGCCCAGGUCGCCACGACCACUGAGGAAGAUGCAAAUGCUCCUGGCCCUGCGGGCAUGGAUCAGGCAGGGCCGGCAGAGACCCCCGUGGCCAGUGGGGGCACCGCCCGCCCCAGUUGUCCCCCGGAGACCCCGAGCCGAGUCCCAGGAGAGGCGGGAAGGAUGGCCGAGGGUCUGGCCGGCCCUCAGCCGUGAGGCGGAAGGAGGGACGGACCUGGAGCCGGGGCUGCGCGAAGCUCCGCGGGGACUGUGCUUGAAGUCCCACCCUGUCGUCAUUUGUGACUCAGUUUCCUCGACGUGGUGCUGUUCUCUGCUGUUUCCCAGUGUCCCUCUGUGAUCCCCUGCGAGUGCACA
Molecule: messenger RNA, 1737 nt
Organism: Choloepus didactylus (southern two-toed sloth)
Lineage: Eukaryota; Metazoa; Chordata; Mammalia; Pilosa; Megalonychidae
Product: paraneoplastic antigen Ma6F-like
Exons: 5
Coding region: 1-1578 (525 amino acids)
Source: RefSeq, a predicted model, not a curated record